AUGGCUACAACAAAUGGAACAAACGGCAACAUGCCGCAAAAGACUCGCGAGGAGAGUAACCAUCACAUGGAGUCCUCUAUCUGGAACGAUUUCAAGUUUAGGUCUGAUGAUAUCAUCAUCACUACCUACGCCAAGUCUGGCACGACGUGGAUGCAACAGAUUGUAUCCCAGCUCAUCCAUCAAGGUGAUCCCACUGUACCAGCAGGUGCCGUCUCACCCUGGGUCGACAUGCGUAUCGUCCCCAAAGAGGCCAUGCUCGCACUGGUCGAGUCCCAAACUCACCGCCGCUUCCUCAAGACACAUCUCCCUCUUGAUGCUCUCGUCUGGAGUCCCCAAGCCAAGUAUAUCUUCAUCGGACGCGACGGUCGCGAUAUGGUUUGGAGUAUCCAUCAUCAUAUGUAUCACGCCACAGAUACCUUCUACAGCUUCUUCGAGAACACGGGCUAUGAGGGUCAACUUCCUGUGCGACCAAGCGAGAACCCUAAAGACAUUUUUGAUGAGCUUGUCAAGAACGAUAUGCCAAAUACCCUUGGCUGGCCGUUCUGGAGUCAUAUCCGUGGAGGGUGGGAGCAUCGCGAUCAGCCGAAUCUUCUUCUUGUUCACUUCAAUGAUCUCAAGGCGGAUCUUGAGGGGGGAAUCAAGCGGAUUGCUAAAUUCUUGGAGAUUCCUGAUAUGCCGGAGGACAAGUUUAAAGAUGUUGUUGAGCAUUCUACUUUUGAUUGGAUGAAGGAGCAUGCGGAGUUGGCGGCGCCGCCUCAAGCUGAGGUUGCUUGGGCAAAUGGCGCGAAGGACUUUGUAUACAAAGGAACAAACUCGAGAUGGAAGGAUGUGCUUUCCGAUGAGGAUUGCAUGGCGUAUGAGGACAGGGCGAGGAAGGAGCUAGGUGAGGAGUGCGCGAACUGGCUGCAGCACGGAGGUUGGCUGAAGUAG
Fusarium subglutinans is the source of this 930-nucleotide messenger RNA. RefSeq names its product n-hydroxyarylamine sulfotransferase. The transcript has 2 exons. Gene Ontology annotation, cellular component: cytoplasm. Lineage: Eukaryota; Fungi; Ascomycota; Sordariomycetes; Hypocreales; Nectriaceae. Bases 1 to 930 code for a protein of 309 amino acids. Gene Ontology annotation, molecular function: sulfotransferase activity. The record is from RefSeq and is a predicted model, not a curated record. Gene Ontology annotation, biological process: sulfation.